Dovyalis caffra is the source of this 279-nucleotide messenger RNA. The record is from the annotation of a GenBank genome assembly. Lineage: Eukaryota; Viridiplantae; Streptophyta; Magnoliopsida; Malpighiales; Salicaceae.
AUGAGCUCUCCAUCAUCACCUCCCUCAUACCCACCAUAUCCACCUUGGUCGGUGUUGUGGUCACCGCCUAUCCUCUUUGAUAGCCACCACAACCAACGCUUUUGUCAACUCCACCUCUGUCGGCCAUCCACAAUUGCAUCUGCCGCGACUGCUCCAAACGGCAUCGACCCCUACCUCCUCCAACAAACUGCUCUACCUUUUGCUCUCUUGACAUCAAAGAACGGAAAAUUUCGAACACAACAGUUCAACAGAGGGGGACCAACAGAAAGCAAGUCUUAA